AUGGCAGUCUUCUCCUCUUCAUCGGUCACAACCCUACAGAGACACUCUCCAGUCUUCUCAGUAACCUUGGCUUCUGUUUCCUGCGCUUCUAAAGCAGAUCUAGGAAGACGCACCUCCACUCCAGCACCCCAGAGCAAAAUCCCUUCUGAUGGGAAACUGCAGCGUAAGCAGAAACACAGAGAGUCGACACCCCAAGAUGAAUAUGUGAAGAAACUGAGAACUCGCUCGGUUCAGAAUCUUUCUGCACAAGAUAGGCGACCACUUCCUGUGGGAUAUACAGCGACUCCACAUCCUGACAGUUCUGCAACCCAGGGCAACUUCAUUUCCCUACAAACUCCCCAGCAGAUUCCUUCAGAGCAGAUCUUGUAUCACUGUACUGAAUGUGGCACCAAUUUCAGUGACCGGGGAAAGCUGAAAAUACACCAGCGUAGUCACACAGGAGAGAAACCAUAUGAGUGUCCUGACUGUGGGAGGAGUUUUAAUCAGAAAUGUAACCUUCAAACCCACCAGCUAACUCACACAGGAGAGAAACCGUUUCACUGUGCAGAUUGUGGGAAGGGUUUUAAUCAGAAAGUACACCUUCAAACACACCAGCGAAUUCACACGGGAGAGAAACCGUUUCACUGUGCAGAGUGUGGGAAGACAUUCAGAUUUGCAACUGGAUUAAAAGUACACCAACGUAUUCACACAGGAGUGAAAACAUACGAGUGUCCUGACUGUGGGAAGGGUUUUAAUCAGAAAGGUGAUCUUCAAGCACACCAGCGAAUUCACAAGGGAGAGAAACCGUUUCAAUGUGCUGAUUGUGGGAGGCGUUUUAAUCAGAAAGGUGCUCUUCAAAAUCACCAGCGAACUCACACAGGAGAGAAACCGUAUGAGUGUCCUGACUGUGGGAGGCGUUUCAGUUACAAAUGUAACCUUCAAACACACCAGCGAAUUCACAAGGGAGAGAAACCGUUUCACUGUGCUGAUUGUGGGAAGAGUUUUAAUAAGAAAGGUGCUCUUCAAAAUCACCAGCGAACUCACACAGGAGAGAAACCGUACGAGUGUCCUGACUGUGGGAGGUUUUUUAAUCAGAAAUGUAACCUUCAAACACACCAGCGAAUUCACACAGGAUUGAAACCGUAUGUGAGUCCAGUAUGUGGGAGGAGUUUCAGUCGAAGACGCAGCCUCAGAACACACCACAUAACCCACACUGGAGUGAAACCUUUUGAGUGUAGUGAGUGUGGGAAGAGAUUUGUAGAGUCAAAAAAACUAAAGAAACACAGUCUAGUUCACAGAGAUUGUCAGUCAGGACACUUAAAAACAAAAAAAAGAAUUUAGUUUACUCAAUAAAAGCAUCUCAAUCACACCAGAAUACCAAAGCAGACCCUGCGUCUCUGUCGUCGGUUUCAAAUGCAGGCAACUGUGAAAAUAAACUAAUUCAACUCAAAAAAUCCCAAGCCUGCUGUGCAUGCAAAUGAUUGUAGCCCUGUUUCCUACAGCAGUGCUUCUGAAACUGUGGAGGCACGGAAUGUACCCUGGGGUUAAAUGCAUUUGUGUGAAUUACAAGUUGGGCUACAGAAAUAGUACAGAAUAACCCAGGAUGGCAGUGAGGACAUUUUGAUUUGUAAAAUGAUAUUCAAGUGUACUUUUUUUUUCCUUUGCCAGCAGUUAUUCUUGUGGAUGAACACUGUUGUCUAAAAGUAACUGACAUCCAAAAAUUAUAAACUGCACUUGGUGUCCAAAAGGUGUAUUUUGUGAAAUAAAUGCUUUAAUUUAAUAGA
Acipenser ruthenus (sterlet) is the source of this 1763-nucleotide messenger RNA. Its product is annotated as zinc finger protein OZF-like. The coding region runs from base 1 to 1320 and encodes 439 amino acids. The record is from RefSeq and is a predicted model, not a curated record. NCBI's taxonomy places the organism in Eukaryota, Metazoa, Chordata, Actinopteri, Acipenseriformes, Acipenseridae. The transcript has 2 exons.